Merops nubicus (carmine bee-eater) is the source of this 1194-nucleotide messenger RNA. Its product is annotated as protein-L-isoaspartate(D-aspartate) O-methyltransferase-like. The record is from RefSeq and is a predicted model, not a curated record. Gene Ontology annotation, biological process: protein modification process. NCBI's taxonomy places the organism in Eukaryota, Metazoa, Chordata, Aves, Coraciiformes, Meropidae. Gene Ontology annotation, molecular function: protein-L-isoaspartate (D-aspartate) O-methyltransferase activity. Gene Ontology annotation, cellular component: cytoplasm. The transcript has 3 exons. The coding region runs from base 15 to 269 and encodes 84 amino acids.
UGGGAGAUGGAAGAAUGGGAUAUGCAGAAGAAGCUCCCUAUGAUGCGAUUCAUGUAGGAGCUGCAGCACCAGUUGUGCCCCAAGCACUUAUAGACCAGUUAAAACCUGGCGGAAGAUUGAUAUUACCAGUUGGUCCUGCAGGGGGAAACCAGAUGCUCGAGCAGUAUGACAAACUAGAAGAUGGCAGUGUCAAAAUGAAGCCUCUGAUGGGAGUGAUAUAUGUGCCUUUAACAGAUAAAGAGAAGCAGUGGUCCAGGGAUGAAUUGUAAAAGCUACAUCAUCUUGACCCAAACAUAGUGUUACAGUGGACUGCUCAUCUCCAGUUCUAAAAGCUUUUUGAAAACCAACAGCAUUGCAGCUUAUUUUGGACUUCGUUUUACUGUUGUUAUCAGCAUGGAAAAGCGUGAUGUUUGUUUUAUUUUUUUAGAUGCUCAAGGCAAAUCUGAUAAAGAAAUGGUGGAAAGUUUUAUGUGGGCACUGUUUUAUUUAACAUGCCUUUAUUUUACUUUCAUCUGUUCAAAGUGAAUUUCUGCAAAACUGCAGAUAAAGACCUAUAGCUUGUGAACUCUAAUUUUGAUGGAAGUACUUGAACACUCACUUCUCUCGGCUCCUGUGUCCCUUGGUAAAACUGCUUCUGUGCACCUUACGACACUACGUAGGUAAUACCAGGUUUUAAUGUGUUCUGAUGUCUGCUAGAUGCGACUAAAAGGAGAUGAACUUCCUUUUUAAGCUUUUGACACGGUGUCAUAGACUAGCAUGUAGUAGAUACAAUCAGCUGCUUUGUUACCUUAAGCCCAGGCAUUUGUCUGUAUUAAACUUCAAGACAUCAGAGGUGGGUGGCUGCUCUUAUCAAACAUUGCUGUUCAAGUUGGACAUAACAGAUGUGGUUUUCCCUUUCCUUCAAAAAUUAAUUGGUGGAGUCUUGAAAUUCUCUUUUGGUUUACAGCUCACUACUGAUGCAAUGCACAUGGAUUUAACCCCGUCAAUAUGACAUGAGCCGUGUCCCAAGCACUGAACAGUUUGUCAUGCUGCUUUGCCAAAUAAAGCUAAAAGCAGAGGGGGGUUCUGUGCUUAUGUGAAAGAUGAGGAUCAGUAUGUAGUAGGCUACUGAGAUAUGGACUGCUAGUUCUUUAUUUAAAAAAAAAAAAAAAAAAAUCAAACCAAAGCAGUUUGGUUCUAAAAGAAAGUUGCUCU